This is a messenger RNA of Cotesia congregata, 1661 nucleotides long. NCBI's taxonomy places the organism in Eukaryota, Metazoa, Arthropoda, Insecta, Hymenoptera, Braconidae. The record is from the annotation of a GenBank genome assembly.
AUGCAGGGAACUAUUAUUGAAAAUUUGAGCGGUAAAAAAUUGUCAGUGCUUGUUGUUUUAUUGAUUAUUGCCCAGGUUAUUUGUUUUUUGAUUGGUGGUUUAAUUGCUCCUAAGCCUGCAACUAGUCAAAAUAUUCUCAGUACAGCGUGUAAGGAUGACAGGAUAAAUGGAAGUGAACCGGGAUUAGGUAAAUGGUAUUAUCCGAGAGGUAGAGGUGCUUGUCGGACUGUUGAGAUGAAUUACUAUAAUUUAGAAAGUCAAUAUCAAGCUUUUCAAGUUGUUUGGACUUUUCAAAUGCCUUUACCCAGAGAUGAUAUCGCAUUUGAUUACUCAAGAUGGCAACAAAAUUUAAUUGGAGUAUUACAGAUUGAAGUUGUUUAUCACAGUCAGCUCCAACUUGCUCCUAUAACUCCAAUUGUAUUAGAUGCAAGACUGGCAUAUCGUAAUAUAGGUGAUCCCGAUAAUGCCUGGAAGCCCUAUGCAGCAUCAAAGAUUGAAAGAAACUUAGAAUGUGUUCUGAAUGAUCAAUCAGAGAGCUAUAGUUACAAUUGCAGUAUGAUUCCUCUGUUCGAGCUCGGUUCAUUGUAUCAUGAUUUUUAUUUACUCAAUAUAAGACUGCCUAUUGAUACUGAUAGAAAUAUAAACGUAGGCAUUGGUCACAUUUCUGACAUAUGGUUAACUGUGAUCAAUCAAAACGGAGGAUUCACUAAGAUCUGGGUUAGCCUAAAGACUAUAUUCUUCCCUAUUGUUCUGUGCUUCCUUGCUUGGUACUGGAGGAGAAUACAUUUACUUUCACGAUCUCCAGCUUUGUUGGAAUACAUGUUACUAGCAGUGGGAUUGGCUUUGUCAUUUUUAAAUAUGCCAUUGGAAUACUUGACACUGUCUUAUGACAUGCCUUUCAUGUUGCUCCUGAGUGAUAUCAGGCAGGGUGUUUUCUACGCAGUACUUUUAUCAUUCUGGCUUGUUUUUGCUGGUGAACAUUUAAUGAUACAAGAUGGUGAUCAAAGGACCAGUUUAAAAUGUUACUGGCGACACUUGAGUGCUGUAUUCGUAGGCUGUCUUUCAUUAUUUAUUUUUGAUAUGUGUGAACGUGGUGUCCAGUUAAGAAAUCCCUUCUUUUCUAUUUGGGUCUCAAGUAUAGGAACCAAAUUGGCUUUAUCAUUCAUUAUUCUCGCUGGAAUAUCUGCAGGAAUGUAUUUAUUAUUCUUGACAUAUAUGAUCUGGAAAGUGUUUAUAAAUAUAAGUAUCAAGAGAGCAGCAUUGCCGAGCAUGAGUUCUGCCAGACGGCUACACUACGAAGGAAUUAUUUAUCGUUUUAAAUUUCUGAUGAUUGCUACUCUGCUGUGUGCGUCAUUGACAGUCAUUGGCUUCAUACUAGGACAGGUUGCGGAAGGUCAAUUCAAGUGGGAUGAAGAUAUCGAAUUGGAAACAACAUCUGCAUUUUUCACAGGCGUUUAUGGAAUGUGGAAUAUUUACAUUCUUGCACUGCUGUGUCUCUACGCACCCUCGCAUAAAAAAUGGCCAGCUGAACCUUCUGAUCAAAGUUUAAGUGAGGAAAUAGAAUUUGCAAGAUUACCUACUGAACCAAAUGAAAUGUUGUCAUUGACAGCAUUUGCACGUAAAACUGCGACAGAAUAAAUACAUAUAAGUAUAAAAAAUAA